Messenger RNA from Trametes versicolor FP-101664 SS1, 2198 nucleotides. RefSeq lists its product as uncharacterized. The transcript has 4 exons. NCBI's taxonomy places the organism in Eukaryota, Fungi, Basidiomycota, Agaricomycetes, Polyporales, Polyporaceae. Gene Ontology annotation, molecular function: protein binding. The record is from RefSeq and is a predicted model, not a curated record. The coding region runs from base 1 to 2076 and encodes 691 amino acids.
AUGAACCUCCUUGACCUCCCUGACGAACUGCUUGUCCAAAUCGCGUCGUAUCUGGCCCUCUAUGAACUCCUCUCUCUGCAGCAAACAUGCUCACGCUGGCAAGAAGUCGUUAGGUCGAAUGCAGCGCUGCAGUACGACAUCGAGCUGUCUGUGGCGGGCAUGAUCGACAACCCAGCGUCCCGUCUCGUCCCCGGAGAACGACUACGAAUAUUGGAGAGAAAGGAGAAGGCGUGGAGGGUACUCGACAUGUCUGACAGGAAAUCUCUCACCCUGAGCCACCGUCCGUCCGGGAUAUACGACCUCACUGGCGGCACACUUCUCCUAGGGGAGCGGCACAACGGCGAGGGCUACGCUGGGACAGAUGCUGUCCACACCAUAAACUUGCAUGCUGCAGCAUUGGAGGAUGGUGCACGAUCAAACGGCCCUUCGUGGUCGAACAUCGACCUCGGCAAGCAGGUCAUAGACGUUGGCCUUGCCAUUCAAGAACAUGAUCUCAUGGCAAUCGUAACCUAUUCCUACAUAAACGAGGCACAGUUACUAGCCUCCAUAGAUGUCCACCUACUCAAACAUUCCACCGGGCAGCCUCAUCCUGCCGCUGCGAAGCCCAUUCUGCAUUUCGAGAACAUACACUACCUCCCAGGACACUGUAGCGUCAUGCUCGAGAUCUCGGGCGACUCGCUCUGUUUUCUCCUCAACAACUACUUCCCAUUCAUCAACGCCGACCCUGUCACGUUCAUUGUCUACAACUGGAAGACGGGACAACCCCUUGUAGGCCAGAAGCGCCUGUACUCAGAUCCGACGAUGUUCAACUCUUUCGUGCUACUGUCCCCGGACACGGUCAUAUUGCCCAUCAUCCCUACGAACGCCUUGGAAAUAUGCCAAUAUACAGAGGAACUAAACGCAGCAACGCAACCGCAGUCCGCAAGCAGCUCACCCGGAGAGCCUGAAGUGCCCCUGCUCAAGACCUCGUGCGUCCUCGAGCUGCCCGCCCUGCAUCGGGAGUCGCUGGUCCUUCGCAUGACGUGCCGUUGCGAGCCGAAUCCCCGCGGGCCCCCGUCCUCUGCUACGCACGCCGACAAGCACACGCCCUUCUAUUCCGAUCCGGAGACGGCAGUCAUGAUACUACACAUGCAUCUGCGCCUGCGCACGGGCGUUACCCGCGUCUACACUAUGAUCGCCCACCGAGCCUCUCUUCUGGAUAUCAUGCGCACCGCUCUCGAGCGGCGACGAACCGCCCAGACGUCCCCGACUGUCGCCGAAGAAUCGCUCGCGACACAAGUCCAAGAAGACACGGACACAGACGUGGACAUGGACGAAGAUGACGUCGCAGCAGAGGACGACAACGACCACGACGCCCUUCCCAUCCCCGUCGGACAGGCAGUCCCGGCCCACCGCCCCCGCAUCGGCAAUCUAUUCCGCAGGGGCGCCGCCCCCUCCUCCAGCGCCUCUACCGAGCCCGUCAAGAUCCCGUGGGCGGAGUGGGGCCCGGCCGUGACGCGCUGGUUCCAGGACGAGCUCGCGGGCACGCGCUGGAUCACGACGACGUGCGGGCAGCGCUUCGUGCGCGUGCGCGCGGGCGGGCGCAUCCGCGUGUACGACUUCAACGCGCUCGCCGUGCGGCGGUACGUGCACGGGCGCGCGCUCAGCGGCGUGCCCGUCGGCUCGCUCCCGGGGGAGAACGUGUGGGGGAAGACGGAGGGCUCGCUGGAGUAUGACGAUGAGGACGAGGGUGUGGAAGAGGACUGGGAAGAUACGGAGGAGGAUGUCGAUUUCGAGGAGGAGGAUGGGGAGAUGCAGGAGGGUGAUGAGGAGCUGGAUGGGGCGGCGGAGGGUAUGGCGUGGGGGGCGGACCGGCGCGUCGCGGUCGUGCUAGGGCAGACGACGAUCUCGGACAUCGCUGCCUGGCAGGAAACGCUGACGUCGGGGCUGCCGUACAUGGAGACGAGCGUGGCUAUACCGGACGAGUAUGAGAGCGCGCUGCUCGACGAGGAUAUCAUCGUCGGGUUGAAGAUGGAUAGCGAAGGGAGGCACAUACGCGAAGUGGUGUUGCAUCGCAUCGGUGGUCCCAUGGAAUGACCGGACGUGUUUCUGUAAUGCUGGAUGCUAGAAGCAAUGAUGUAGCAGCCGUGAUUAGGACUGUGUAGUGUAUUCUUUUUGGGUGGUUUAGCUGGUCAGAAGGACAACAAUGCAUGUAUUAU